Molecule: messenger RNA, 1088 nt
Organism: Paramecium sonneborni
Lineage: Eukaryota; Ciliophora; Oligohymenophorea; Peniculida; Parameciidae
Source: the annotation of a GenBank genome assembly
AUGGACGAUCAUCAAAAUAGUGAUUCUAGUAGUGAUGAAUUAUAUCAAUAAAUUAAAGCAUAAGUAUCAAAACAUUUCUAAAUAAAGCUUAAUCAAAUGGAAGAUGAAGAAAAGAGUUCAAGAAUUCUGAGCAAACAUGAAAUUAUUCCCAAAGUUUAAUUUACACCCCCAGAAUCCAGAGAAUAAAGAGAAAUCAAUUUUAAUUACAAACAUUCAAAUCAAACUAAAUUGAUUGGGAAAGUUGAAGCAAUCACUAAAGAAAAUAUCAUUAUUUAUUCCAAUCUAUUAGAAUUUGUUAUCAAUCUAGAUUAACUAUUAAUUAAUUAUAAAUAAGAGAUCUUAGGAAAAGUUGAUGAUGUUUUUGGCAAAGUCGAAAGACCUCAUUAUUCAAUUCUUUUGGAUGGAUAUGUUAAUAAUCUAAUUCUAACUAAUUAAUUAUAAAUUGGUGAUGAUGUAUACAUUAAUACAGAAAACACUUCUAUUCUUAAUUCAGAAGCUAUUAGAUAAUUACUUAAGUAAAUUCUUAUUUUAUGCUAAGCAAAAAAGGGUGUGAUGCUUCCAAUCAAUUUGAUGAAGAAAUACUGAACGAUUAAGAUGUCCAAUUUUCUGAUGAUGAAAUCGAAGCUAUGUCUAAAAGAAAAGGAAAUAAAGUAGAAGGAGAAAUCAAAAAAAAUAAUAAAAAAAAACAAUAAUCUCAUUAAUAAUUUAAUCAAGAAAAAUAAACUCUAAAUACUUAUUAGAAUGAUAAAAUCUAACUUACUGAUCAAUAAUAAUAAUAACAAAAUCAGUAAAUGAUAUCAUCAAUGUAAUAAUAGCAAUAAUAGCAAUAUUAUCAAUAAAUAUUUUAAUUAUAAUAGAAAUAAUUAAUGUAAUAGCAAUAAUAAUAUUAAUAAAUGAUACAAAAUUCAGAAUCUUUCCCAUAGCAAUAAUUUUAGCCUCCUUAAUAUGUAGAUUAAUCAUAUCCCUAACCUUCUUAAAUAACUCAAAACCCUCAUAUCAAUUUACUUUACAACUAAUCAUUAAUUAAUUAAUAGUUAGAUUAGAAUAUGAAUUCUCUUUUUUAAAAUAUAAAACCCUAAAACUAAUGA